AUGGACAGGCUUCCUUUUGAUGGUGCAGUUCAUACGGACACAAUCGGGUUUGCGGGUGGUCUUUGGGUGUUGUGGAAUUCAGAUAGAGUUAAGGUUUCUCAUCUGUCCAGCACGGAGCAAGAAGUGCAUAUUGCGGUUAAGGUACGCUUUUCUGAUACUAACUGGUUAUUAUCUGCUGUGUAUGCUAGUCCUAGGAGUGCUGAAAGGCAAGUUCUGUGGGGUAAUCUUAUGUGUGUGGCAGAGUUACAUAAUAUGCCUUGGAUCAUAGCAGGGGAUUUUAAUGAGCCUCUCUUAGGGGAGGACAAAUUUGGAGGCAGGGUAGUGAGUGUGAAUAGGUCCCUUUUGUUCAAGGAAUGUUUGGAUAAAUGUAGUAUGAUGGACAUUGGGUUUUCGGGUCCUCGUUUCACUUGGACAAAUAGAAGGGAAGUCCAAGCUUUGAUUCAAGAAAGAAUUGACCGGUUUUUUGUCAAUCCCGAUUGGUGCAUGCUGUAUCCUGAUGCUAGAGUUACUCACCUUAUUAGGAGUCACUCGGAUCAUUGUCCAAUUUUGCUUGAGAUGACUCCUGGAGUAAUUAAUGGGAGGAAGAGGCUUUUUAGAUUCCAGUCAUGUUGGUUGCUAGACCCUUCCUUCCCAAAUGUUGUUUCUCAGGCGUGGAGAGAUAGCUUAGUGGAUGCUAUUGGAAAUUUUACUAUGGAAGCUUCUGCUUGGAAUAAAGGCAAGUUUGGGAAUAUUUUUGCUAAGAAGAAGAAUCUGUUGGCCAAAAUUAAUGGUAUUCAGAGGGCAGUAGCUUUGAAACCCUCGAAUUUUUUGCUGAAUCUCGAAAAUGAUCUUCUUAAGGAGCUCGAUGCAGUUCUUAAUCAAGAGGAGGAAUUUUGGGCUCUUAAAUCUCGGGUGAAUUGGAUGAUUCAGGGUGAUUGA
Molecule: messenger RNA, 918 nt
Organism: Quercus lobata
Lineage: Eukaryota; Viridiplantae; Streptophyta; Magnoliopsida; Fagales; Fagaceae
Exons: 1
Coding region: 1-918 (305 amino acids)
Molecular function (GO): catalytic activity
Source: RefSeq, a predicted model, not a curated record